Messenger RNA from Colletotrichum orchidophilum, 750 nucleotides. RefSeq lists its product as uncharacterized. Gene Ontology annotation, molecular function: nucleic acid binding. The record is from RefSeq and is a predicted model, not a curated record. Bases 1 to 750 code for a protein of 249 amino acids. Lineage: Eukaryota; Fungi; Ascomycota; Sordariomycetes; Glomerellales; Glomerellaceae. Gene Ontology annotation, cellular component: mitochondrion. The transcript has a single exon.
AUGCAAGCUCUGCAGAGCUCUUUACCAAGGCUCUUGUCCCGCCAUAAACGACUUACCAACUCAUCAGUACUCUUGACUCACCUGUCGACAUGUUUAUCCUUGAGACAACGGCGAGAGAAGCACCCCGAGUUACUUUACCCUGCCGCUCCAUCAACAAAUCACCAUGACAUUGCAUCCUUUCUCGCAUACGCAAAUCGAACAGGACUCGACGUAGCAUCGACUGUCUACGUCGGAACACAUUAUGAGUACACAGUCUCCUCGACACUCGCCCAAUACGGCAUCCAUGCCGUCCGGGUAGGCGGAGUAUCCGACCAAGGCAUCGACCUCCUUGGCACUUGGAAACUUCCCUCUCAGACGGAUAAUAUGAAGGUCAUUCUUCAGUGUAAAGCAGGUGCCCAACGCGUCGGCCCUUCGCAGGUCAGGGAACUGGAAGGUUCUUUCGUCGGCGCCCCUGUGGGCUGGCGUGGUGAAGGAGUCAUUGCCUUCUUGGUCAGCGAGAAGCCGGCGAGCAAGGGCGUGCGGGAGUCUCUGGGACGAAGCCGCUGGCCCAUGGGCUUCAUCUCGUGUUCCAGGGAAGGGGCGGUGCAGCAGAUGCUCUGGAACCAGCGGGCGGAUGAGGAAGGCUUGAGAGGGGUCGGCGUCACCAUGCGCCAUGUUGAGGACGGAAAGGGCGAGUCGCAGAUUGUCUUGACACACAAUGGAAAGCGAAUCCUCAACUGCCCAAAGGCGGAAGUUUCUGAGGGAAACUGA